This is a messenger RNA of Prorocentrum cordatum, 1726 nucleotides long. The record is from the annotation of a GenBank genome assembly. Lineage: Eukaryota; Dinophyceae; Prorocentrales; Prorocentraceae.
CAAGCUUUGUGGCUCAAGCCUCUGUGAAUCACCUUGAGAUAGAGAAACCUCUUCGACCCGCCUCUACACUAUUACUACUACGUACGCAAAUGCCUAUGACAUCGUCCGUUGGGAUUGCAGCUCAGAGGGCACCUUGGACCGUCUAUUCGGUGGUGCUACUCGUCCACAGCAUACCCACCGCGAUUUCCGUGCAGGUACAGACGAUGGAUGAGCUUGAGAUGAUGCAAGGAUCUAACAUCAGCGCGGCGAUUCCGCUGAGCUCUGCCACAAGUUCCGCCACAGUUCCGUGUGCACCGUUUAACGACGACACGUGCCUCCAUCACCUGUACUGGGGAAGUGGGUACUCGUGCGCAACCGCAACAGAGUGGUGCCACUCGUGGGGGAAGGACAUGCAGCGCUGCUGCUCGUUGGCCUGCGGCACGGCCUACCUGACGGAAAAGGCGUGCAACGAGAUGGUCAGCGCGGGCACGUGCGCGUACCCCCACAGCGGCAGCAGCGCCUGCGACACCACCGGGGAGCUCAGCUCGCCGGAGGGGGCGCUGGGAGCCGCGUCCUACCCGACGCCAAGCCCCGGGCUCGUCCAGGGUGGUUACGGCGGCGCACCAGCUGCGACGCCCAGCCCGACUGAGCUGACGCUGGGUGGCUACUCGGGCGGGUUCGGCGGUUACCCAGUGGCGGCGCCAGCUGCGACGCCCAGCCCGACGGAGCCACCGACGCUGGGUGGCUACCCGGGCGGGUUCGGCGGUUACGGCGGUGCGCCAGCUGCGACGCCCAGCCCGACGGAGCCAUCGACGUUGGGUGGCUACCCGGGCGGGUUCGGCGGUUACCCAUCGGCGGCGCCAUCGGCGACGCCCAGCCCGAACACCCCACCGACGUCGGAGUUCCCGUGGGGUGGAUACGGCCCGCCGCUCGCCGGCGCCAGCACCGCCACCUUCGGGGCCGCCGCGGCCGCGCCCAUGUCCGCCACGGGCGCCGCCGCGCCCGUGUCCGCCACGGGCGACCCGCACCUGCGCAACGUCCACGGCGAGGAGUUCGAGCCGCCAGGCAAACACGUUCUGAUCCAGAUUCCACGGAAGCCGUUGAUGUACUCGCUGCUUCGCGUUGACGCGGAUGUGAAAACAUUGGGGAGAUCGUGCGCAGAUAUGUACUUCCAGGAGUUGAACAUCACAGGGGCGUGGGCGGACGUGGAGAGAAGCGGCGGCUUUCAUUAUUACGCCCAGUCUGGCAAUGACAGAGCUUCCCACUGGAUGCACUUCGGGAGCGUGCAGUUGAAGGUCGCCCACGGGCGCACGCGGGAGGGCACCAGAUACUUGAAUUUCUACGUUCGGGAUUUGGCGCGCGCAGGGUUUGACGUCGGAGGCCUGCUGGGAGGCGAUGACCACACGGAGGCGUCAAUGCCCCCGGAGGAGUGCGCCCAUCGCCUGGCCCUGUAGGCGCGCUGCUCGUGCCUGGCACGCUCGCUCCAAGACUCGACAGCUCCUCGCCUCGCAGGCCUGGGUGAAAGUGAGCUGGUCUGCCUGUGUGCCCGUCGAGUUUGGGUGCGAGGCUCGUGGUUUUCCGGCGGUUUCGUCGGUUCUCGGUAGCGUUCUGGCCCCGGGGUGCUUUCCAGCGGCUGCGCCUCACCGAGAGGUGGCCGGGCUCGACUGGAUCGGCAUAGGCGGCCGCCGAAAGCCAGGCUCGGCGCGCCCACGGCGGAAGGGGGGGCGGGCCUUCUCAUCAAGGGAGG